This is a messenger RNA of Temnothorax curvispinosus, 1050 nucleotides long. RefSeq lists its product as uncharacterized. Lineage: Eukaryota; Metazoa; Arthropoda; Insecta; Hymenoptera; Formicidae. The transcript is spliced from 5 exons. Bases 1 to 1050 code for a protein of 349 amino acids. The record is from RefSeq and is a predicted model, not a curated record.
AUGAGUGAGGAGUUCGAAGCUCUUGAAAGGAACGAAACCUGGGAGCUCGUGUCACGACCACCUGGGCGAAACAUUAUUACGUGCAAAUGGGCAUACAAGAAGAGGAUCUGGAAAUUGUCCAGUUUGACGUCAAGGCAGCGUUCUCAACUGAACGAAGAGGUUUUUAUGGAGGUUCCAAAAGGACUCAACGUUAACAGCACAAAGCUAACGUUCACUGACUGUCUCAAGAAGUUCAAUCUAGUGCCGAGUCAAGCAGACCCAUGCGUGUUUUAUGGAACAGUUGAUGGACAUGAACUGUACGUGUUGCUCUACGUGGAUGACGGCUUAGUGCUGUCAAGAAGCACCGAAUUGAUUCAUCAGUUGCUGAGCCACAUGAAGAGAAACUUCGAGUUGACAAUCGGAAAUUGUCAAUACUACGUGGGUAUGGAGAUAAGAAGCGAUCGUGCCAAGAAGGGGAUGUGCAUCGGACAGCAAGCAUACAUCAAGAAACUGAUAUCAAAGUACCACCUGGUAGACGCAGUUACAGCAAGUACUUUAGCUGAUGCAUACGUGAAGCUCACGAAGGGACAAGAUGAGAGUAAGUGGGAGUUGCCAGCCGUUUCCUUGAGAAUCCAGGGACCGAGCAGGUACACAGACGCAGACUUUGCUGGUGCAGAAGCCCAUCAGUCGACAACUGGUUUUGUCUUUACCCUGGGAGGUGGACCAGUAACUUGGCGCAAUCAGAGAAAGAAGAAGGUAGUCACGCUGUCGAUUUGUCAACUGCUCAAGGAUGUCAACAAAGAGUUGGUGGGUCCGACCCCCUUACGCAUCGAUAACCAAAGCACCUUGAGACUGAUAAGAAAUUCUGAAGUGCACGCCAGAACAAAGCAUUUCGACGUGCAGUUACACUUUGUUCGAGAGACAAAUAAAUCAGGGACUAUUGCAGUAGAAUACGUGCCUAGCGACAAGCAGCUGGCAGACGUCUUCACCAAGCCGCUGACGAGAGACAAUUUUGUCAAGAACAUCAAAGGCCUGAACAUAGUGAAUAUAUACGACGAGUGGGAGUGUUGA